This is a messenger RNA of Anastrepha obliqua, 1937 nucleotides long. It is a transcript of the gene Vap33, whose product is annotated as vesicle-associated membrane protein/synaptobrevin-binding protein. The coding region runs from base 499 to 1248 and encodes 249 amino acids. The record is from RefSeq and is a predicted model, not a curated record. The transcript has 7 exons. Lineage: Eukaryota; Metazoa; Arthropoda; Insecta; Diptera; Tephritidae. Gene Ontology annotation, biological process: endoplasmic reticulum membrane organization. Gene Ontology annotation, cellular component: plasma membrane; endoplasmic reticulum membrane. Gene Ontology annotation, molecular function: FFAT motif binding.
AUUCAAAAUGACGCAUGCGUUGCUAAAUUUUUACUUGCCAAAAAAUUGAUGAGCGAAUCGAAGGUGCAGACAAACGGAGAAAAAGGCGAACUAGUAGAAUUGUGUGAAGUAGUGUGUAAAUUGCGAAUUAAUUAAAAUUUUUAACAAGUUUUUCGUGAUCUAUAAAGUAAACUGAUAAUUUUUGGCAAAGUCGCGAAAAGGAAGGGCGUAAAAGCGACGCCGAAUUUAUAAUUAGGAAAGUGGAAAAGGCAGAAGAAAAUUACAGCAGCACUAUUGGCAGGGGCAGAAGCGUGUUGGUAGCCUGUGAAGAAAAAAACAAAAGAAAAUCAAAGAAACACAUUAAUCGUCGAACACGGACGUUUAUAGUGGAAAAAGAAAUAAAAUAAUAAAUAAAUAAAAGUAUACACGCAUUUUGCAUUGGAUAAUUUAGCACAUCGUUCAUAUAAAAACAGCAAAACGGCAGCGACUACAGCAACAACUACACCACCAGCUUCGACAAUGGAGAAGCCGAAGGAAUUGGUCAUUCAGCCAAAAAACGAAUUGCGCUUUAUAGGCCCAUUUACGCGUCCUGUAAUUACUCUUAUGAAAAUAUACAAUCCAACAGAUAAUAUUAUACUGUUCAAGAUCAAAACGACCGCUCCGAAACGCUAUUGUGUGCGUCCGAAUUUCGGUUCUCUCGAACCACAUAUGGAAGCCAGAAUUGAAAUUUGCUUACAACCGUUUGUGUAUGACCCCAAUGACAAAAAUAAGCAUAAGUUCAUGGUGCAGAGUCUGGUGGUGCAGGAUCGUUCUGUCGAAGACUUGAACAAAUUGUGGAAAGAAUCGGAACCUCAACAGUUGAUGGAUGUUAAAUUGAGAUGUGUGUUCGAGAUGCCAACUGUAACGUCAGCCGCAGAUAGCAGCGGAGGUUCAGGUACUAACGAAAUAGUGAAGGAAACCUCAACAAAAGUUGAUUCAGAAAAUAAAGCAGUUCCAUUUCGCGAAGAGAAAGUUUCAAAUGUGCAGCCAUCGGAGCAACGUGAGGAAUUAUUGUCCGAUAUUAGACGUCUGCGAGAAGACAAUGAAAAAUUGCAAAGAGAGAAGCGUCAUCUUACGGAUGAAAUCGUCAAAAUUCGGGAUUCAUAUUCGAAACCGAUGUACGAUCAGGCCUAUACACCGAUACUGGGCGAGAAACAAAUUCCGGUGUUCUAUAUAGCGUUGUCGAUUGUUGCGGCCAUUUUUGGUUUUCUGUUUGGCAAAUAUUUUUGAAUGCAUUCAACGCAAAGCAAACUUUGAAGUGCGGGAAUGUUUAUCAACAAUAAAAACAAAAAAACAAAUUAAAAACCGCAAAAAUAUGCAACAGAUAAACGAUGAAAACGAAACUUAAAAUACAUAUUUAAAACCAUCAAAUUUGAUGAAAACAGUAAAAAUAAAAGCAACAAAUAUUAAAAAUGAAAUGAGCAAAUGAUUAAAGGUAAACAACGUUAAAGCAUUAAAGGAUAUUGUUGAAAGAUUAUUUUGAAAUGACAUACGUAAAUGGACAUAAGUAGACAAAGGCGUGUAGGAACCCGAGCAAAAUCAGUUGAUCUAAAUAAUAUUAUGAUUUACAUGCGCGCUAAAAACCAGUAAAAUUUACAACAUACACAUAUGCAUAUAAAAAAAGCAUGCAAAUGUAUGCUACAAAGCUCUAUGUAAGGUAGACAAACUAAGGACGCUAACUUAAUGAAUGUAUGCAGGAGGAGUAUAGUGUGUGUAUGAAAACUUGCAGAAUCUACUUUUGGUAUGGUCACAACACAUCGAUUGAGCGCUGGCACGGCAUUUAUUCAUAACUUUACAAUGUAGCACGUGAAAAGAAUCAAACAAUGAACUACGUCAAAAACAAACAUGUAACAGACAAAAGAAAAUAAAAUGAAUAAUAUGAAGAAUAUACACUAUAAAGCAUUAGGUUUAAAAAUUAA